Molecule: messenger RNA, 1684 nt
Organism: Dioscorea cayenensis subsp. rotundata (Guinea yam)
Lineage: Eukaryota; Viridiplantae; Streptophyta; Magnoliopsida; Dioscoreales; Dioscoreaceae
Product: organic cation/carnitine transporter 2-like
Exons: 1
Coding region: 10-1572 (520 amino acids)
Biological process (GO): transmembrane transport
Cellular component (GO): membrane
Molecular function (GO): transmembrane transporter activity
Source: RefSeq, a predicted model, not a curated record
UUCAAGCAAAUGGACGAUCCUCAUCCUUCACCUUCUCCUCUUCUUCACUCCAUCUCACCUCCAUCACAGCAGCAAGAACAAGAUCCUGAACCUCUAUUAUUAUCUCUUGAUGAUGCCAUUGAACACUAUAUUAGCAAAGCAAGAUUUCCACUGGUUCAAGUCCUCAUAGUCUCAUGUGCAUGGUUCUUUGAUGCUCAACAAUGCUUCAUCAAUGUCUUCACCGACCAACUAUCUCCAUGGCACUGUAUUCACCCCAAUGACACAUUGUGCGCCGCUGCGUCCCUCCCGUGCUCCUUGCCGGAGACUUCUUGGUCAUGGGACAACCCUAAGCAUGCUUCCAUGAUAUCAGAGUGGAAUCUCCAAUGUUCAAGCAGUUUUAUUCAAGGCCUCCCUUCUUCUGCCUACUUCGCCGGCUGUGUUUUCGGAGGCUUCAUCCUCUCCACACUGGCUGAUUCCCUUCUCGGUCGUAAGAACAUGCUUCUUCUCUCCUUCCUUACCAUGUCUAUCUCCGGCAUCAUUUCAGCUGCCUCGCCGAAUGUUUGGAUAUAUGCUGCAUUAAGAUUUAUUGCCGGCUUCGGUCGGUCUUCCAUACCUGGUAGCGCUCUUAUUUUAGCUACCGAGAUGGUCAGUAAGAGGUGGCGUGGAAAGGUCAGUGCUAUAGGCUUCAUCUUAUUCUCCAUGGGCUUUUUAUCUUUGCCAGUGGUGGCUUAUUUUACAAGAGGGAGUUCUUGGAGGAACUUAUAUAUCUUGAUAUCAUUUCCUUCUUUGUGCUACAUCAUUUUAUUGUAUUUUCUUGUUCAAGAGUCUCCUAGAUGGCUUUUUGUACGUGGGCACACUAAAGAAGCCAUCCAAGUACUUAAAAAGAAUAUUGGAUCAGCUCAAGAUGAAACCUUAGAAAAUUCAAACUUAACUAAUCUUGACUUUGUAGCAAAGGAGACAUGCAACAUGGGGACUUUCUCAAGUUUGAAGAUGAUAUGGGAGAGGAAAUGGGCAUUUUGGAGGAUGUUAUCUUUAGCGAUCAUAGGGUUUGGAUGUGGAGUGGCUUACUAUGGGAUGCCAUUAGGAGUUGGGACAUUAGGGGUCAAUCUAUACCUAAGCAUCAGCUUCAAUGCAUUAAUUGAGAUCCCUGCAGGGUUGGUCAUCUUCUUUCUUAUUGGAAAAAUGAAGAGGAAAACAUUAGUGGUUGUGUUUUGUAUGGUGAGUGCUGUAUGUAGUGUUUCAUGUGUUUUUCUUAAGAUGAGGAGUGUUAGGACUGCAAUGGAGGUGGUGGCCUUCUUUGCAACAGUGAAUGCCUUCAACGUGGUGUUAAUUUACUGCAUGGAGUUGUUUCCAACUUCUGUGAGGAACACAGCCAUGUCCUUCACAAGGCAGGCCAUAGCACUUGGGUGUUGUGCUGCUCCGGUGAUGGCGGUGGCAGGUAGAGAGAAAGAGUUUUGGUCUUAUGGACUGUUUGGAUUUAUCAUUGGAGGGUGUGGGUUAUUUUCUCUUUGCUUGCCGGAGACCAGAGGAAAAAAGAUUUGUGAUACCAUAGAGGAACAAGAGUUUGUUGAGCGAGAACUUUUAUCUAGUUAAGUUUCAGGAUUAAUUGAAUGGAUAUCUUUCAUUUGAAACUAUGUUUAUUUGGGCUGUAACUAAUAAAAUGUAUGUUGUCUAGAGGACAUACUAACUGUUUGUAACCGUUAGA